AUGAUUCUCGGGUCGUUGCUGCAGCUAACUCAGAUUUCUGAGGCUGGUAGACGCUGUACUUCGUCGUCAGAAUGGAAACUGGUUGGUUUGGUCGUAUGGUUCCGCCUGGUUCUACUCCUCGCCAUGGCCAUUAGCUGUCACUUCAUUCCGGAUCACAAUCCUGGGGGAAAUGUGUUGCGGUUUGACAUGAGAUUGCUCAACAAUGAAGAACAACAGCAACAACAGCAACAACCACAACAACAAGGAGAAGAAGAAGAAGACUGUUUUUGUAUCAAGGGACACUUUUGCGAACAUUUUGGAGGAAACGACGAGUCGUCGAGUGGCAAUUGUGCCAUUGCCAGUGGGAACACUUUCCUGCCGUCUCCAAUCUGGCAUUUCUUUCUCGCGCCCUUGACUAAAUGGGAUGCAGCUCGCUUUUUGAAUCUAGCACUUGACCCAACCAUGCUAGAUCCAAAGUGUUCUACUACUAGUGGUGCUGUACACUGCAACUUUGAUGCAUCCGAGGAAGCUCACGCAUUCUUCCCAUUGUUUCCAGCGAUCGUUGGCCAACUCGCCAUUCUUGCAAUGAACCUGGUGCCACUAGAAUUCCUUCCACCGACCUUUGAAGCCCUCUUGACCCUCUGUGGAUUUCUCUCUAACAUGACAUGCGCAGUAGUUGCCACCCUAUGUCUCUUUCAACUCACGCUGAGCAUUCUCCCGGAAGAGAUGAAGCCUGAACAACAACGGCAUAUCGCUUGGACCACUUGUUUGAUCAAUGGAGUUUGGAACCCUGCCAGUGUGUUCUUUGUAUCCAACUAUUCCGAGUCUCUAUUCAGUGCCACUACUCUAUUGGGUCACUAUCUAUUUCAAAUGGAAAAUAAUCUAAUCGGUAUGGGUCUCGGCGUUGUCGUUUGGACCAUUGGUUCCAAUGUUAGAUCGAAUGGAAUUCUGCAGUCCCUUUGGCUUAUCGUUUAUGCACUGGCAAAAACCUGUGCCUAUGCCAUUACGAGGAACAAGAAAAAUAGUGGCUUGAAGUAUCAUCAUUUUUAUUAUUAUUAUCAUCAUCAUUUGGUACACGCAGUCUUUGCCAUUGUGGCUGCCGUGAUCAUUGCGCAACCGAUGAAAUGGCACGAUCUCCAGGGUUUCAAUCGACAUUGCCAUGGUUCGUUACCAUCGAAUCAGGUACCAGAAUGGUGUGCUCUACAACAAGAGGGCAAUGAAUCCUUUUCUCUCUAUGGUUUUGUCCAAAGAAAGCAUUGGAAUGUUGGAUUUAUGAAAUACUACGAAUGGAAGCAAAUUCCAAACUUUCUAUUGGCUGCCCCAAUCUUGCUACUAAGUGUGAAAGGUGUCUACCAGUGGAUACAUUAUAGCCUUGUGACAGACUUUGGAAAGGGAAAACUGCCACUUCCUCGGCUGAUCCUGAUGGAUUGGCCAAUUCAAGCAUUGGCGGAGUCCGUCAGCACCAGCAUCAAGACCACAAAUUCCAAUCCGCUUCGGCCUGAAGAAUGGCUCAUUCACAACCCUUGGCUACUGGGACAUUAUGCCAUUCUUGCGAUUGUCACAUUGGUAGGCGCCUUCAUUGCCCAUGUCCAAAUCUCGACCCGAAUGAUCCUUUCCUCGUCACCAGCUUCCAUUUGGUACUUGACAUUUUUAAUCAUGCAAAGGGAAGAGCCAAAAUUGCAAAUUGCCGCAAGAACAUAUCCAUGUCUAUACAUAUUACUUGGCAUCAUAUUGCAUGUCAAUUUUUUGCCAUGGACAUGA
Messenger RNA from Cylindrotheca closterium, 1740 nucleotides. The record is from the annotation of a GenBank genome assembly. Lineage: Eukaryota; Bacillariophyta; Bacillariophyceae; Bacillariales; Bacillariaceae.